AUGGCGACUCCACUAAACUUUCAAAGAGGUCAGAUCCCUACAAGGCCACCUCUUUUUGAUGGUCCUUAUAUGCCAACUAUGGAAGUAAAAGAUGGAGAUGUCACAAGAGUCGUUCCCAAAACUCGACAGCAAUACAAUGACUCAAACAGAAGAAAAUUUGAGAAAAAUCACAAAGCCAGGAAGCUAUUGAUGUGUGGCAUUGGAGUAAAUGAAUAUGAUCUGAUUUCGUCUUGUGAAUUAGCCAAGCUAAUUUGGGAUCGGUUGAGAGAAGUGUACGAAGGUACUGAGGAAACAAUGAAAUCUAAGCUAGAUCUCUUCACUACUCAAUUUGAAAGUUUCACAAUAAAAGAAGUUGAAUCUAUUCAUGAAAUGCGUACUAGAUUCUCCACCAUUACAAAUGAGCUUAUGUUCCUGGAAGAACAUGUCCUUGCAUGCAAGCAAGUCUCUACGAUACUGGAAAUUCUUCCCAGACCUUGGACAAAUGAAUUUGUGAUUGGCGAUGAGACAAGGGACGCUGAAGUAGUAAUGUUUGAUGCAUUAUUUGAACAUCUUAAAGUUCAUUGGAAAUUCUUCCUCUCUCUCAAGGCACUUUAA
Solanum stenotomum is the source of this 594-nucleotide messenger RNA. RefSeq lists its product as uncharacterized. Bases 1 to 594 code for a protein of 197 amino acids. The transcript is spliced from 2 exons. The record is from RefSeq and is a predicted model, not a curated record. NCBI's taxonomy places the organism in Eukaryota, Viridiplantae, Streptophyta, Magnoliopsida, Solanales, Solanaceae.